AUGUCUUGGCGAAUACGUACCAUGUUAUGGCAAAUGCCUAUCAUUCAUAUCGUGGUGAAUGUCUAUCAUGUCGUGGUGAAUGCUUUUCAUGCUGUGACGAAUGCCUAUCAAGUCAUGGUGAAAGCUUACCAUGCUGUGACGAAUGCCUAUCAUGUCGUGACGAAUGCCUAUCAUGUCGUGGUGAAUGCUUUUCAUGCUGUGACGAAUGCCUAUUAUGUCAUGGUGAAAGCUUACCAUGCUGUGACGAAUGCCUAUCAUGUCGUGACGAAUGCCUAUCAAGUUGUGGUGAAUGCUUAUCAUGUCGUGACGAAUUACUAUCAUGUUGUGGCAAAUGCCUAUCAUGUUGUGACGAUUACCUAUCAUGUCGUGGCGAAUACGUACCAUGUCGUUGCGAAUGCCUAUCAUGUCGUGAUGAUUGCCUAUCAUGUCGUAGCGAGUACGUACCAUGUCGUGGUGAAUGCCUAUCAUGUCGUGACGAUUGCCUAUCAUGUCGCGGUGAAUGCUUUUCAUGCUGUGACGAAUGCCUAUUAUGUUGAGGUGAAUGCCUAUCAUGUCGUGGCGAAUGCUUACCAUGCUGUGACGAAUGCUUAUCAUAUUGUGCUGAAUGCCUAUCAUGCUGUGACGAAUGCCUAUGCUGUCAUGAUGAAUGCAUACCAUGCUGUGACGAAUGUAUAUCAUGCUGUGACGAAUGCCUAUCAUAUCGUGACGAUUGCCUACCAUGUCUUGAUAAUUGCCUAUUAUGUCUCGACAAUGUCUAUGAUGUCGUGGUGA
Saccoglossus kowalevskii is the source of this 771-nucleotide messenger RNA. RefSeq lists its product as uncharacterized. The record is from RefSeq and is a predicted model, not a curated record. NCBI's taxonomy places the organism in Eukaryota, Metazoa, Hemichordata, Enteropneusta, Harrimaniidae.